Dictyostelium discoideum AX4 is the source of this 1026-nucleotide messenger RNA. RefSeq lists its product as hypothetical. Lineage: Eukaryota; Evosea; Eumycetozoa; Dictyosteliales; Dictyosteliaceae. Bases 1 to 1026 code for a protein of 341 amino acids. The record is from RefSeq and is a predicted model, not a curated record. The transcript is spliced from 3 exons.
AUGAAGAUUAUAAGACAAUCAUCACUUGGAAAUAUUCAAGUGCUUUCAUUUCUUUUAUUUAGUGUCACAAUCAUUGGCACUUUAAUCAGUAAUUAUUUUUUUAAUAUAGAUUAUUGUGCAAGAGAAAGGAUUUAUGAAAGUAAAAAAGUAUCGACACAAUUUUUUCACCACUUUCAUUUGAUAACUUCAUUUGCAUGUGUAAUAUUAAUUGGCCUUCAAUUGGCAUUUUGGAAUCCUCUAAAAUUAAAUUCACAAAGAAUUGGUGGUAGAUUUAGAUUUAAUGACAGAUCAGUAUUUUUAUUAUUAUUUACAUUAUUAUGGUAUGGUUCAACCUAUUGUUUAUGUUAUUUAUUAAAAAGAAUAUUAGAUGAUAAAACAUGUAAUAGGACACACAAUAGCGUUUCAGGACAUUUCUUAUUUCAUUCUUUUUAUUUCAUAGCAAUACCUUAUUGGGUUUUAACUAUUGGUAGAUUACAUAAUAAACAAAUGAAAGAAAUGAAAGAAUCUGAAAAAUUACCAUCAUCAUCAUCAUCGUCAUCAAAAAAUCAAAAAUCACCAAAAUUAAAAAAUUCAAAAGAAAGAAUACCAACAAUGGAACCAAGACAUGAACUAAGAUUGAUUAAAAGAUUAUUCACCGAAAAUAUAACAUCCUUAUUAAUUAUUAUAUUUUAUGGUUUAUACAUUUACUCUAGUUAUGUUAAUUUGGAUAAAACUUGGGUAGAUGGUUUUCAUUCAUUAAGACAAAUUUUAUAUGGUUUAAUUUUAUCAUUCCUUUCAUUAUAUCUUUUAUUAUUUGUUACUUCAAAAUGUAAUAAUUUAGAUAAGAAAUCAUCUUGUCUUAAAUUAGUAUUAUCAUUAGGUGGAUUUUGGAUUAUUUCAAUUUUAUUAUUAAAUUAUUUCAAUACUCGUAUUCCCUUUAAAUUGUUUGAAAAAGUUUUAUUCUCUUUUUGUUAUUUAUUCUUAAUUUACUUUUCAAUUUAUAGAUCAAAGAAUCUGGUUGAAUCUAAAAAGAUUAAAAAAGAUUAA